Messenger RNA from Sporothrix schenckii 1099-18, 534 nucleotides. RefSeq lists its product as uncharacterized. NCBI's taxonomy places the organism in Eukaryota, Fungi, Ascomycota, Sordariomycetes, Ophiostomatales, Ophiostomataceae. The record is from RefSeq and is a predicted model, not a curated record. Bases 1 to 534 code for a protein of 177 amino acids. The transcript has a single exon.
AUGACGAGAGGAAAAGGAGGAAAGCGAGAGCAUGGACCGCCUCCUUCUGUUUUUCCUUUGUGGUAUGGUGGUGGUUGGUGUCUGUCGCUGGCAGUGGCAGGAGCAAAGGGGCGUCAGAACAUUGGGCAAGAGGGAGUUACGAGGGAAAAGAACAAGGACAUGACCGGGGGCAGGAGCGACAGAACAAACAGGGAAGGCGAGGACCACAAAAAGUGGGUGCCAGUUGUAUCUUACGUAGCCAGCGAGAGGCCGUGGCUACUUCUGGAUUGGGACGAUUUGAGACCUGGACAGUCGCUGAAGCUCGUACUCGGGCGGAGCGAAGUGGUGACAGUGCAGGAGAGGCACCUGGCACCAAACCACACCCAAGCGCACAUAAGUCUGGGACGAGCAGGUCAGGAGAGUGACAGGGGUGUGGGCGCAUCCAUGCAUGGACAAAUGAAAGUGCGGGAUAGAGGGGGUGAAGGGUGUGCCAAUAGCGAUUGGACUGGUAACAGGGGCAUUAAUGGCCGUCCGACGCCUGUAGAGCGUGGAUAG